Messenger RNA from Lobosporangium transversale, 942 nucleotides. Its product is annotated as putative PEP8-vacuolar protein sorting/targeting protein. Gene Ontology annotation, biological process: intracellular protein transport; retrograde transport, endosome to Golgi. The transcript is spliced from 8 exons. NCBI's taxonomy places the organism in Eukaryota, Fungi, Mortierellomycota, Mortierellomycetes, Mortierellales, Mortierellaceae. Gene Ontology annotation, cellular component: retromer complex; endosome. The coding region runs from base 1 to 942 and encodes 313 amino acids. The record is from RefSeq and is a predicted model, not a curated record.
AUGGCUAUGGCAAACCUUUUUGGCUUCUCAGCCCCGGUGGACGUUGAAAUCAACUUCAAUGGUCAGGAAAAGCGAAAACAGAUUGAGGCCAAAGUCGACAAAGACAGACGCGAGAAGUUUCCUCUUUACUUUGAUGGAGAGACUGUUGCAGGCAAGAUCAAUAUUAGAGUCAAGGAUGGUAAAAAAGUGGAGCACAAUGGCAUCAAGGUCGAGUUUGUUGGAAGCAUAGAGCUCUUUUAUGAUCGUGGAAACCACUAUGAAUUCAGGACUAUGCAACAAGAAUUGGCUGUGCCUGGCGAGCUUCGCAAUAAUACAACAUUCGAUUUCGAGUUUAAGAAUGUGGAAAAGCAAUAUGAAAGUUAUCAUGGCAUCAAUGUCAAGCUGAGAUACUUUGUCCGUGUCACAGUUCAGCGACGAUUGGCAGAUGUGGUAAAGGAACAGGAUAUCUGGGUGCAUUCUUAUGUGAUGCCUUCAGACGGCAACACUUCAAUUAAGAUGGAAGUAGGUAUUGAGGACUGCUUACACAUUGAAUUCGAGUACAAUAAAUCAAGAUAUCAUUUGAAGGAUGUUAUUGUUGGGAAGAUCUAUUUCCUCUUGGUCCGCAUCAAGAUCAAACACAUGGAGCUUUCUAUUAUCCGCAGGGAAACUACAGGUGCACCACCAAAUCAAUACAAUGAGAGCGAAACCAUCACAAAGUUUGAAAUCAUGGAUGGUGCGCCUGUUCGUGGCGAAACCAUCCCUAUACGUCUUUUCUUAGGAGGAUUCGAACUUACCCCAACGUUCCGAGACGUCAACAUGAAAUUCUCUGCAAGAUAUUAUCUGAACUUGGUUCUGAUCGAUGAGGAAAAUAGACGCUAUUUCAAGCAGCAGGAGAUUACGAUUUUCCGUCGUCGAGAUGAUGACGAGAUUGUGGAUGACCAAGCAAAGAUAGAUCAAAUUUAG